Messenger RNA from Cucumis melo (muskmelon), 1879 nucleotides. RefSeq names its product serine/threonine-protein kinase PBL34-like. Gene Ontology annotation, biological process: protein phosphorylation. The coding region runs from base 189 to 1490 and encodes 433 amino acids. The transcript has 6 exons. The record is from RefSeq and is a predicted model, not a curated record. Lineage: Eukaryota; Viridiplantae; Streptophyta; Magnoliopsida; Cucurbitales; Cucurbitaceae. Gene Ontology annotation, molecular function: protein kinase activity; ATP binding.
GUGAUGAUGAAUGAUGAAUGAUGAUGCUUUCAAUCACCAACAAAAGAAAACAAAGAACAAAUUCCCCAUUUCUCUCUCUCUUCUUCUUCUUCUUCUUCUUCUUCUUCUUGUUUCUUUCAUUCAUGUCUAAAUUGUUUUCCCUUCACUUUGCUCUGCAACUUCAAAACACAUAAAAAAAGUAUAUAUCAAUGGAGGAGAAUGAAAACUGUGGGUGUUGGGCAGUCCUUAAACGCACCGUUUCCGAUGUUUCCAAAUCUUCUCCUUCUUCUAAACAUUCUCCCAACUCCAUUCCUCGCCUUACUUUGCUUUACGAUUCAGCUACCGAGACCCGAUACUUAAACGCAAGCGACCGAGAUUUCUGUGCGCCAGCCGAACCUCGGCUAUCCUUCGACAAUGCUCCGUUGCCGACGAGGUUGGAGGACAAAUAUAAACCCCAGUUGCUGAAAUUUUCAUUUCAGGAACUAAGAUCGGCGACCGGGAAUUUCCGGCCAGAUAGCAUUCUCGGAGAAGGAGGGUUUGGAUUCGUUUUCAAAGGAUGGAUUGAAGAGAAUGGGACGGCGCCGGCGAAACCUGGAUCGGGAAUCACUGUCGCCGUUAAAAGCUUGAAACCGGAUGGUCUUCAAGGACACAGAGAAUGGGAGGCUGAGGUUAGUUUUCUUGGACAGCUUCAUCAUCCUAAUCUUGUUAAACUUAUUGGAUAUUGUAUUGAAGAUGAUCAAAGGCUUCUUGUAUAUGAAUUUAUGACGCGUGGUAGUCUUGAAAAUCAUCUUUUCAGAAGGACUAUACCUCUUCCAUGGUCAAACAGGAUUAAAAUUGCACUUGCUGCAGCCAAAGGCUUGGCCUUCCUCCACAAUGGUCCAGAACCUGUCAUAUAUAGAGAUUUCAAAACAUCAAACAUAUUGCUUGAUACGGAGUACAAUGCGAAGCUUUCGGAUUUUGGUUUGGCAAAGGCUGGGCCUCAAGGAGACAAAACACAUGUUUCCACCAGAGUAGUUGGAACAUAUGGCUAUGCUGCACCAGAAUAUCUAAUGACAGGGCAUUUGACUUCAAAGAGUGAUGUUUAUAGCUUUGGCGUUGUCCUACUCGAGAUCUUAACAGGAAGGAGAUCAAUGGACAAGAAACGUCCAAGUGGUGAACAGAACCUAGUGUCAUGGGCUAGGCCAUAUUUAGAUGACAAAAGGAAGCUUUACCAUAUAGUGGACCCUCGUUUGGAGCUUAACUACUCCAUCCAGGGCGUUCAAAAAGUCUCUCGACUUGCUUCUCACUGUAUCAGUAGAGAUCCAAAAUCUCGUCCUACCAUGGAUGAAGUUGUCAAGGUUCUCGUUCCUCUACAAGACCUUAACGACCUUGCCAUCCUAGCAUAUCAUUCGCGCUUGUCUCAGCAAGGUCGUCGAAAGAAGAAAUCAGAUGGACUGCACCAGUUAACAUACACUCAAUCAAGAAAUAUUAGAACCUCUCCUUUGAAUGUUGGAGUUCAUCGUCGUCGAUAAAUCGUAUGCCGCUGCAAUUAAGACUUUUUGUGUAUUGGAAUAUAUAAUUCAUCAGAUCAGCCAGAGAGCAAGAGAUGGAAGAGGGAAAGGUACAUGAUAAAAGCUUCUACUUCUUUUCUUCUUCUUCCAAAUCCUAUCCUAAGAAAGCUGACCAUCAAUUUGGGACUUCUGAAUUUCACUGUAUGGCUGUUUUUUCUUUUGUCAUAUAGAUGCAAUCUUAAGAUCAUCAUUUGUAGCCUCGUGAUGCCUCAAGAAUGUCGGUUUCACUGAGUUUGGAAUUAUUGGUCAUUGUGCUUCUUGUGGUUGUGUAUCUUUUAUAUUGCUGGCUAGCAUCUGCAAUUUCGAACUCUAACUUUUUCCUUCAAUUGGAUAUCAACUUUUUUUACCAA